Molecule: messenger RNA, 3742 nt
Organism: Cuscuta epithymum
Lineage: Eukaryota; Viridiplantae; Streptophyta; Magnoliopsida; Solanales; Convolvulaceae
Source: the annotation of a GenBank genome assembly
GAUUAACGUGAUAAUUACGGAGUAUUGCAUUCAGUGCAUUGAUUUUUGUACCCUGCAGCUUGCUGCUCUGAACACCUUUUUCUCCUCACUUCACUUUAUCUCUGAACACCUUUCUCUCUCCCUCUUUCUCUCUUAAUGAAGAAACAGAUCUCUACUUCCUUUUCUUCCUCUGACUGACUCUCUUUUCUGAACCGGAUUACCGGCUUUUCGCUCCAUAAUCAUCAUUUCCACUUCUCUCCGAUUUCUCCUUCCAUACACGGCAGCCGCGGCGGCGGCGCCACAAUGCCCUCCACCGCCUAUCUCUUCCAUCUUCUUCCCCUGUUCUUCUGCUUCUCUGCCUCCGUCUCCUUUGAGGGUCGUCGCAUUCUUCAUCAACCAUUUGUUCCCAUAGAUUCGCUUCCUUCUUCUUCGCCACCCGUUCAUCCGCCUCCCGCCCCUGCCGCUCCGGAUUUACCCUUCUCCCCUUCUGCGCAGAACAAUAUCCCUUUCUUUCCGGAAGUCUCUACCCCUCCCCCGCCGGCUUCUCCGGCGCCUAUCUCUUCCAUUCCGGCAAAUCUCACCUCUACUGAUGCCCCGCAUGCCUUGAGACCCAGGAAGGCCUCGAAGCUCGUUGCCGCCGCCGUCGGUUGCGUUAUUGCAGCCGUGGUAGUAGUCUCCAUUGCAGUUGCCUUGCAUCUGCUGAAGAUACGGAAGCCUUCUUCCAGUGAGUCCAAACCAGAGAGAUCCAUUACCAGUACUCCGUUCGAUAAUGGAAGUAAUAAUCCCAGCGGUGGUAAUCUGACUAAUCUCCAGAAGCUUUCGAGGCCAUCUCAGCGCAGCUCGGAGUUUCUGUACCUGGGGACUAUGGUGAAUUCCCAAGGAGCCAUUGAAUUGCACAAUCCGCAAUACUCGCCGAGCAGCACCACCACCAGCGCUGCGACUUCGAGAAAAUGUGACUCGCCGGAGCUUCAGCCGCUGCCGCCUCUUAUUGGGCGAAGCCUUAGGCAUAAUCAAGAGAAUGGUGAAGCUGGGUCGUUUAGGGACGAAGGUGAUGAGGAAUUCUACUCCCCCAGAGGGUCUUUGGGCGUCGGUAGAGAGAGUUCAAUCGGAACUGGAUCUGCUUCCAGAAGGGCUUUCGCCUCAGCCGCCAUAGAAGUUCAAAAGUUCGGUGGCUUCAACUAUUCAUCUUCCUCGUCUUCAUCCAGUUCACGCUCGGGCUCACCGGAGAGAUCCUUGUCUCUGAGCAUUUCGCCACCGGUAGGUUUGAGCCCAAAAGGCUCAACCCCAAAGUCGCCUGAAUUGAUUGCUUUUCAAACCGGCUUUGCACCUCCACCUUCGGAGACACCGAUUUUUGGUGAACCAUCGGUGAGUCGGAGAGAAACUCAGUCACCGUCUCCUGCCGGUUCAACUUCGCCGGAGAGAGAUUGCAGAAGAAGCUCAUGCUCCUCGUCUCCAACAUCAUCUCACGUUUGGGAACUGAACAUAGAUUCCCCAAUUCCACAUUCGCCUACGAGAACAGGCGGUCCUGUUUUUGAUUUUCCUCCAAAAGUGAACAGCCCCGUACCAGACUCUCCAUCUCCGGCGAGAAUGAGUAGCACCGUUAUUGAAUCUCCAUCGAGAAUCAACAUACCAUCUCAGGAGUCUCCUGUGAGAAUCUCCGCUUCUAGCCAUGAACCUUAUAUGACACCCGUUGAAGCAGUCAUGGAGUCUAUCAGCAGCUUAGCUAUUCAAAAUUCUUCUCCCAGACCAAGCAAUAACCUAGUUAUGGAGUCUCCUAUUAGAAAAGGCAACAAUAUUACUAUUCCUUCUUGGCCACCUCCUCCACCUCCCCCGCCCAGAAAACAGUGGGAGAAUCCAGUAACUGCUAACCCUAAACCUAAAAACCCUGUAUCUGAACCUCCCGUCUUGGUAAGUUCUUUAAGGCCAAUAUCUAUGGAGAGCCUGAUAUCAAUUUCUCCAAUCCAGUUGCCUUCUCCUUCAGCAAAGCCUGUUGAGAGGAAUUUAGAUAUGGAUGAAAGUUCUUCGCCUGAGAAAAAUGGCGAGACACCAAAGCCGAAACUGAAGACAUUGCAUUGGGAUAAAGUCAGAGCAAGCUCUGAUCGGGAAAUGGUUUGGGAUCAAUUAAAGUCGAGCUCAUUCGAGUUAAAUGAAGAGAUGAUAGAGUCCUUAUUUGUUGUAAAUACUCCUAGUACAAAAUAUCCAAAAGAAGCAGUUCGGCAUUCAACUUUACUCUCAUCAAACCAAGAGAAUAGAGUUCUCGAUCCAAAGAAAUCACAGAACAUAGCGAUUUUGCUUAGGGCCUUAAAUGUCACCACUGAGGAAGUAUGUGAUGCUCUUUUAGAAGGAAAUGCAGAUACCCUUGGUACUGAGCUUCUAGAGAGUUUAAUGAAGAUGGCUCCAACUAAAGAAGAGGAGCGUAAGCUUUUAGCUUAUAAAGAUGAUUCACCAUUCAAGCUUGGACCAGCAGAGAAAUUUUUGAAGACAGUGAUUGAUAUACCUUUCGCAUUCAAAAGAGUUGAUGCAAUGCUCUAUAUUUCCAAUUUCGAAUCUGAAACUGAUUACCUACAAAAGUCCUUCCAAACACUUGAGGCUGCAUGUGAAGAGUUAAGGGGCAGCAGAAUGUUCUUCAAGCUUUUGGAAGCUGUCUUGAAGACUGGGAACCGAAUGAAUGUGGGGACCAAUCGCGGAGAUGCACAUGCCUUCAAACUCGACACCCUGUUGAAGCUAGUAGAUGUCAAGGGAACGGAUGGGAAAACGACUCUCUUACAUUUUGUCGUUCAAGAGAUCAUAAGAAGUGAAGGUGUUCGUCUCUCCAAUCUGUGUUCAUCAGAGCUAACAAAUGUGAAGAAAGCUGCCACCAUGGAUUCAGACGUCCUCCACAGUGAGGUAUUAAAGCUAUCCAAAGGGAUCGAGAACAUCACAGAGGUGGUUGAACGGUUGGACAAAAGUGACAGCCAAAAGUUCUCCGAAUCGAUGAAGAGGUUUACGAAAAUGGCGGAGGAAGAGAUUGUGAAGCUCCAAGCCUUAGAAAGUGUAGCGAUGUCUCUAGUGAAGGAGAUCACCGAGUACUUCCAUGGGAAUUCGGCCAGAGAAGAAGCUCACCCUUUCAGGAUUUUCAUGGUGGUGAGGGACUUUUUGGUAAUACUUGAACGUGUCUGUAAAGAAGUUGGAGCGGUAAACGAGCGAACUAUCACCGGUUCUGCUCACAGGUUCCCGGUUCCAGUUAAUCCCAUGCAAUUUCCAGUUCCAGUUAAUCCCAUGCUGCAGCCAGGGAGACAGCCAUGAAAGUAGGUAGCAAUUUGGAGAAAUGCUUUAGGUAUACCACUUCUACACCAAAUAUGCACAGAUAGAAUUUGGGUAAUGAUUUUGUGCCUCGAGAGUUAGGAAAGAGAUCAGAAAAAAGUGAACUUAUCUCAAAUUUACUUCAAGUGUAUAAUAAGCACAAAUGAAGUGAUUUAGGUAAAUUUGAGGUAGUAUAACUAUUUCCUAAACCUCUUUCUAACCCUUUCUCUACCCAGAUAAUAUACAAGUAUACAACUUACUUUAUAAGCACAGAUAAUAGGCACAAAUAAGAUUUACUUUAUGUCUGGUGUACAAGGAGGCGUAGUUAUAGCAUUUCUCGUUAAUUUUAUGUAUGUACAUUAUUUUUUCUGUUUUUUGAAGCAUAUAAAAUGUAAACGAUUUUGGUCGGCGGUGGAUUAGAGGCAGAUGUAUACGUAGCUUAUUUUCUUGCCAUGAAAAUGAAAACAGCACUUUGGGGGAG